Molecule: messenger RNA, 12604 nt
Organism: Ctenopharyngodon idella (grass carp)
Lineage: Eukaryota; Metazoa; Chordata; Actinopteri; Cypriniformes; Xenocyprididae
Gene: ank2b
Product: ankyrin 2b, neuronal
Exons: 45
Coding region: 1598-11557 (3319 amino acids)
Biological process (GO): signal transduction; regulation of cardiac muscle contraction; protein localization to T-tubule
Cellular component (GO): T-tubule
Molecular function (GO): protein binding
Source: RefSeq, a predicted model, not a curated record
UAUCUAGUUCCUAAUUCUUUGGAAAAUAAAAAGCUAUUGAUUUACUGCACUCAUAUCUGGUCCUCUUUUUGGCAUGUAGAAUUUAGCUUUUCUGUUCUUUAACUUCUCAGCAUUUUUUUAGUUCUUUUGCAUGGCCAUGUAGUCUCAUCACAGCAUCAUCCAAAAGCCUUUGCAUAUGUCAUGUUACACAUUUCAGUUUUAUUUGUAAAAUAGAUUGAAUGAGAAUGUUUUUACGUUAUAUCCAGUGCCGUGAUUGAUGAUGAUGAUGUUUAAUUUGCAUAUAUGGAGCUAUUCUAAUCAGAGACAGGCUGAUUCAAGUCAAUAGUCCAGGCAGUGUCUAUCCUCCCAACAUCUAUAAUCCUCUUCAUCAUGAAUUAAUAUUUUACUCUUCACCUGUAGUCGCUUUUAAGCUGCGAGGGCACUUUAACUUAACAGCUGUUUCCAAUGCAAAACUACUGCAUGCUCACUUGAGCUGAAAUUCUCAUGCUAUGUAGUUUGUAAGUGCUACAUGCAAACACCAAAGAGAAAUGACUGAUGAUAUACAGUAUAUAUAUAUAAUUCAUGUCCAUUGUCUUAAAGGGGCUAUAUGUAUGAAUUUGUACGUAAUAAUCACGUUCGGUCUCUUGCAGGAACAAUAAGUUGCUGCUGUAGUUCACUUAAUGGCCACCAGUGUCACUAAUAACAAGGGCUUCUGAAAUGUUCACAUACUGUAGCUCCUUUAGUUAAGUAGAAAAAUAGAAUUAUAAGUCUUUUUUCAUUCAAUAGUUUCUAAUGUAAGUCAUAAAAAAUAUCCAUACAAGUGCACAACACUGUCCUAUAUUGGCUUUGCUUGCUGCCCAUACUGAAACAUACACACGCCGAGGGAAGCCAGUCACAUGGCUUUAAUGGAAUGGUCAUUUAUUUCAUUACUCUUACACUAAAGGUCAAAUAGACCCCAGUGGCAUGAAUUUGCCUUUCAACAACAGUUGCUCGACUCCCAGCAUGCAUUAGUGUGAUUGCAUUAAGCUCUUUAAUAAUAUAAUAUGUAGCCUGUGCUAAAAUGUGUUUAGAUGGAUUUCAACAUCCAUACAUCCAGCAGAUAAUGUUCUUAAACUGUUGCAUUAUCAGUUAUAAUGUUUUGAUAUGAUUAUGCAUUUUAUUGAUAUGUAAUAUUGAUGGAUGAUUAUAUCAUACACAGGCUGCAUGUAUGAAUGCUAACAGCACAAUGCAGUGUUAUAAAAAUAUGUUCAAAAUCAAGCUUUUGUAGUUAGCCGUCUUUAUAAUUUGCCAGAGAUUUGCUGUUUGUGACUUAUUCAUUAGGUUUUAAUGUAAAUAAUCCACUGCACGGCAUGCUGCAUCGCAUAUUUGAUUUUGCACCAGCUUUGAACGUGUCACACAGUCAAUAUAUUCUUCACACUUUUGUAAAUGAUGUUUUCACAUUAAAUCGGACCGUGACUUUCAGAAUGGGAAGAGUGGAUUCACGCCGCUGCAUAUUGCCGCUCACUAUGGAAACGUGAAUGUGGCGACGCUGCUCCUCAAUCGCGGCGCCGCUGUGGACUUCACUGCACGGAAUGGGAUCACGCCACUACAUGUUGCAUCUAAAAGAGGAAAUGCUAAUAUGGUUCAUCUGCUGUUGGACAGAGGGGCUCAGAUUGAUGCCAAAACAAGGGAUGGCCUCACACCUUUACACUGCGCAGCAAGAAGUGGACAUGACACCGCAGUGGAGCUCUUAUUGGAGAGAGGAGCCCCUAUGCUGGCCAGAACCAAGAAUGGUUUGUCUCCACUCCACAUGGCAGCGCAGGGUGACCAUGUGGAGUGUGUCAAACACCUGCUGCAGCACAAGGCGCCCGUUGAUGAUGUCACACUGGACUACCUGACAGCCCUCCAUGUUGCCGCCCACUGUGGUCACUACAGAGUUACCAAACUCCUGCUGGACAAGAGAGCCAACCCGAACGCUCGAGCAUUGAAUGGUUUCACUCCUCUACACAUCGCCUGUAAGAAAAACAGAGUCAAGGUGAUGGAGCUCUUGAUCAAGUAUGGAGCUUUUAUUCAAGCCGUCACUGAGUCUGGUCUCACACCGAUCCAUGUGGCAGCCUUCAUGGGUCACCUCAACAUCGUUCUUCUGCUGCUGCAGAAUGGAGCUUCGCCUGAUGUCAGCAACAUACGUGGAGAGACCGCUUUACACAUGGCUGCCCGUGCUGGACAGAUGGAAGUUGUUCGCUGUCUUCUGAGGAAUGGAGCCAUGGUGGACGCUAGAGCAAGGGAGGAUCAGACACCGCUUCACAUCGCGUCUCGUCUGGGUAAGACAGAGAUCGUCCAGCUCCUGCUACAACACAUGGCUCAUCCAGAUGCAGCGACCACAAACGGUUACACUCCUCUUCACAUCGCUGCGCGCGAGGGACAUCUGGACGUUACUACAGUGUUGUUGGAGGCUGGUGCUUCCCACUCCUUAGCUACCAAGAAAGGGUUCACGCCUUUACAUGUGGCAUCAAAAUACGGCAGCCUGGACGUGGCGAAACUACUUCUGCAGCGACGUGCACCACCGGACUCUGCUGGGAAGAAAUACAUUGAGGCAAUGUUGACUGCAAGAGUCCUGCAGAACGGUCUCACUCCUCUACAUGUCGCUGCUCACUAUGAUAACCAGAAGGUGGCGCUCCUGCUUUUGGACAAAGGAGCAUCUCCCCAUGCCACAGCAAAGAAUGGAUACACUCCCCUUCAUAUCGCAGCGAAAAAGAAUCAGAUGGAAAUAGCCACCACACUCCUGCAGUAUGGAGCGGAGACCAACAUCCAGACCAAACAAGGGGUGAUGCCGCUGCAUCUGGCUUCGCAGGAGGGACACAGUGAGAUGGCAGCUCUGCUUCUGCAGCGAGGAGCUCACGUCAAUGUAACCACUAAGAGUGGACUCACAUCCCUUCAUCUUGCUGCCCAAGAAGACAAAGUCGGUGUUGGCGAGAUCUUAGUUAAAAAUGGUGCCAACCUCGACCAGCAAACCAAAUUGGGAUACACACCUCUUAUUGUCUCGUGUCACUAUGGAAAUGCUAAGAUGGUUAAUUUUCUAUUGACGAGCGGGGCAAGUGUCAAUGCUAAAACAAAGAAUGGUUAUACGCCUCUACACCAGGCUGCACAACAAGGCAACACACACUUAAUUAACGUCUUGCUCCAGUAUGGAGCCAAACCCAAUGCUGUCACUGUGAAUGGAAACACCGCUCUUGCCAUCGCACGUCGUCUUGGUUACAUUUCUGUGGUUGACACGCUGAAAGUAGUGACAGAAGAAAUUAUCACUACAACAACGACGGUGACAGAGAAACACAAGCUAAAUGUGCCAGAGACCAUGACGGAAGUGCUCGAAGUGUCUGAUGAAGAGGGUGAUGACACCAUGACAGGUGAUGGUGGAGAAUAUCUGAGAGCAGAGGAUCUGAGAGAGUUAGGAGACGACUCUCUACCUGGGCAGUACCUGGACGGCAUGAACUACCUGCGCUUCAGUUUAGAAGGAGGCCAAUCCGACAGUCGCUUACAAAGUCUGGACAGAUCCUACACACCCACUCAUCAAAGCUACUAUCCUGCAAAACAUUAUGGGAUGAUGGAGGAGAUGAUGUACAGUAACCAGGUGUCUUCUCUUGCAAGAGAAAAUGAACAGGACUCGUGCAGACUGAGCUGGGACAUGGAAAACUUGGACAACAUCGCACUUUCCUCAAGUCCUGCUCAUUCUGGCCGUUGUUCUCCAUGUCAUGACCAUGACAAUAGCAGUUUCUUGGUCAGCUUCAUGGUGGACGCCCGUGGAGGUGCCAUGCGAGGAUGUCGCCACAAUGGUCUGCGACUGCUCAUUCCGCCGCGGAAGUGCAGCGCCCCUACUCGAGUCACCUGUAGACUGGUCAAAAGGCACCGAUUGGCAACCAUGCCCCCCAUGGUAGAGGGAGACGGUCUAGCCAGCAGGCUGAUCGAGGUUGGACCCUCUGGAGCACAGUUCCUUGGUAAGCUCCACCUCCCUACUGCCCCGCCCCCUCUGAAUGAGGGCGAGAGUUUGGUUAGCCGCAUUCUGCAACUGGGCCCACCAGGGACAAAAUUUCUGGGGCCGGUGAUUGUGGAGAUCCCUCACUUUGCGGCUCUGAGAGGGAAGGAGCGGGAGCUGGUGAUCUUACGCAGUGAAACAGGAGAGAGCUGGAAGGAGCAUCAUUGUGAGUACACAGAAGAAGAGCUCAACCAGAUCCUCAACGGCAUGGACGAGGGACUGGACCCGCCAGAAGAGUUGGAGAGGAAGCGCAUCUGUCGCAUCAUCACUCGAGACUUUCCACAGUAUUUUGCUGUGGUGUCGCGAAUUAAGCAGGACAGUAAUCUCAUUGGUCCAGAAGGUGGAGUUCUGAGCAGCACAGUGGUUCCUCAAGUACAGGCCGUCUUCCCAGAGGGAGCGCUCACUAAACGCAUCCGGGUCGGCCUGCAGGCUCAACCCAUGAGUGUUGAUGUAGUGAGGAAGAAUUUGGGUAAUAAAGCCACAUUCAGCCCUAUAGUGACUCUGGAACCACGGAGGAGGAAAUUCCACAAACCCAUAACCAUGACCAUCCCUGUCCCGAAGAGCUCUGCUGACCCAGUCCUGGGCGGCUUCGGAGGUGGAGAUACUCCUACGUUACGUUUGCUAUGCAGCAUCACAGGUGGGACCACUCCGGCUCAAUGGGAGGAUAUCACUGGAACUACACCAUUAACAUUCACCAAUGACUGUGUGUCUUUCACCACAAAUGUGUCUGCCAGAUUCUGGCUGAUCGACUGCAGGCAAGUACAGGAGUCGGUGAACUUCGCCACUCAGGUGUAUCGUGAGAUCAUCUGUGUACCUUACAUGGCCAAAUUCGUCAUCUUUGCCAAAACGCAUGACCCUAUUGAGGCUCGACUGCGCUGUUUCUGUAUGACUGAUGAUAAAAUGGAUAAAACGUUGGAGCAGCAAGAGAACUUCACAGAAGUGGCACGUAGCCGAGACGUGGAGGUUUUAGAAGGAAAACCAAUAUAUGCAGACUGCUUUGGAAACCUGGUUCCCUUAACAAAAAGUGGCCAGCAUCAUGUCUUCAGCUUCUAUGCCUUUAAAGAGAACCGACUGGCUCUUUUCAUCAAAAUCCGAGACAACACUCAAGAGCCUUGCGGGCGUUUGUCCUUCACAAAAGAGCCGAGAUCUUACAGGACUUUGACUCAUGGUGCAAUAUGCAAUCUAAACAUCACCCUGCCAGCUUACUCAAAGGAAUCAGAUUCAGAACAAGAACCUGAUGAGGAGACGAGCCGAACGCUUGAGAAAUAUGAUGAAGACACUGAAACAACUGAAACAUCAUUCCUGAAAACACACUUGAUCCGAGACUCCCCGGCGCUUGCAAGUCCAGAUUUACUCUCUGAAGUGUCAGAGAUGAAACAAGACCUUAUCAAAAUGACUGCUAUUCUGACCACUGAUUCCUCAGAGAAAGCAGGUCCUAUGCAAGGGGAUUAUUUAGAUAAGGGGGUGGAGGAGGUGUCAGCAGAGCCUUUUGAGAUCAUGGAAAAAGUCAAAGAGGAUUUGGAGAAAGUUAGUGAAAUUCUGAGAAGUGGAACAUUUGACAAGGAAGAGUCUGCAAAAACAGAGAGUCGUCCAUAUAGGAAGGAUGAGGGGUGGGUUCUCCUAACAGAAAGUGAAAUUGAAGAAGCCAAAAUGAUGGCUGCUUUCGAAUCUCAAGAAUCGCUUCUAAAGGAAGUUAGAGUCAACAGAGGAUCACAGAGACCAAAGGGUGCUAGGGACAGGUCUGGCAUGGACACUGUUUCCACUGGUGAAGUUAAGGAAUACUUAUUGGAUGCACCUGAAUCAUCUAUGCCUGCAUCCCAAGAGACUCCAUCACAGCAAAGGUUCACUGAGGUUGUUCUGCGCAGAGGUGGUCGAAAAAUAGUCGCUACAGUGACAAAAGACUCUAAAGCCCAUACAACAGAAGUGAAAAAGCCAGUCAGGAGGAAAGGGCCUCAAGGACACACAGAAGAAACCCAAUCAUUUAGCACAAAAGAAAGUAACGUUAGUAAGAGUACCGAGAAGUCUUCCGAAGGGGAUGCCUUCCUACCUGUACCUGGAGACCAAAAAAAGUCUCCUGUAUCACCAGUGGUUGAGGAGACACCAAUUGGUUCCAUUAAAGAGAAAGUUAAAGCUCUUCAAAAGAAAGUGGAGGAAGAACAAAAAGGUCAUAAAAAACAGACAGGCCAAAAACCUCCAUAUAAAGCAACAGAAGGCAAAGCAUCUUCUGUUGUCAAAGACCAGAAAACAUCAGGCCUGAAAAAACAAACUUCUACACCCCAGAAACAGUCUCCUUCUAGGUCACCUAAGCCUGAGCCUGGAAGUCUAGAAGAAACCAUGUCUGUAAGAGAAUUAAUGAGAGCAUUUCAAACUGGCCAAGACCCCUCAAAAAGAAAGUCUGGGCUCUUUGAGCACAAAUCAUCUUCCAAAACAGAACACACAACAGUGAGUAAACCAGAGGCUAUACUCACAAAGUCACAAUGUCUUCCCCAAGCUAAAUCACAUGAAGAAGUGUCUCUUGACGUUUUAAAGCCUGAAGGUCACCAUGAAGAAAAAGAAGUCAAAAUUAGUCCACACGUAAAACACUCUAAAGACUUUGAAGAAGAUGCAAAAGCAAGUCAGAAGAGUGGUGAGGGUGUGGUUUCUGGAAUAGAGUCAGCAGGUCCCUCUACUCACUCAAGCACGACAACAACUGUUCCUCAAAGUUUAUCAAAACAUGGCAGAGAUCUUUUGCCUGAUAGUACAGAGAACAAUGCAUUUGAUGACAGCUCUGACAGUGUAAAACAUGAAGCAUUGAUCGACUCACCCAGUGCCAGUCUUGCUGAAGUGGAAGCCCCAUUGAGUUCUGAGGAAAGUUGCAAACAUGAGGGCAUGGCCGAAACUCCAGAAACAAGCCCUGAGAGCCUCUCAUUAUCACCAAAAAGCCCAGCUCAGUCUAUACUCUCAAAGUCCUCAAAAUCAGUAGCAGUCACCCCUAAGGUCAAGACAAGUAAAAUAUCUGUUUCCUUUUCUACUGAGAUGAUGACAACUAAUGAACAGGCAUCUGAGGCUGCAAUUCAUCAUCCAGCAUUGAGCAAAGCAGUGGAUGAGCCAACAAAAAGUGAGUCUAUGUCUAUUCCUCAUAGGAAUAGGGGGGUGAACUUUGAGGGUGAAAAAACUUCUGUUGACAUGGACAUUGUUUCUGUGUCAUCCAAGCCAUCUAAAUCUCGAAAACUAACUAAAAGAGCAUCUGAAACACUAGAGAGUUUUUUGAGUGAUGACGAAUCCUUUGAUGGUCAAGCAACACCAACCUCUGCUGACUUCCUGGCCUCAAGGGCAGCUACACAGGAUCAUGGUGGUUUAGUGCUGCCUCUUAGACACCAAGAUUCAGAGACCCUUAGUCCAGUAGCUGAUGACUCUUUUACCAUUAGCCACAAAGACUCUUUAGAGGGUAGUCCCUUGAUGGAAGACAACUCUUCCCAUAAAACCCCAGACUCUAUUGAACCUAGUCCAACAAAUGAAUCCCCUUGCCGUGACUCUUUAGAAAACAGUCCCGUAGAGAUGAAAACCAACCUGGCUUUUCCACCUACAGUAGAACAACCCAGUGUGACCACAGGGCCCCUGACAUCCUCCAAAGCCCCUGAAAUCCCCCCAGAGAGUUUGCGUAGUAGAAUGCUCAAAGAACAGGAGGGUAAUGCCGACGAUGACAGUUGUGAGCAGACGUCCCUGAUGACAAGUUCGGGUAAGAGUCCUCUCUCCCCUGACACACCAAGUUCUGAAGAGGUAAGUUAUGAGGUCAAUCCCAAAACCCCAGACCCCAUGGUCCUGAUUGUUCCCUUUAAGCCAUCAGUAAUCCCAGAGGAGACAGUAGAAGAUGAUGAGUUGAAGUGUGGCCUGACACAGAGGAAAAUUACUCCAGAGGAAGAGAUGUUUAAAAUGGCUGCCAAAAUAAAAACAUUUGAUGAAAUGGAACAAGAUGAAAAAGACAAAAAGGACAAUAGAAAAGAUAGUGAAUCUUCUCAGACAUCAGACAGCAUCAGACUGUUUGCGCUUACAGCCAAAUAUGAAACAUCCUCUGUGGAUGAUGUUGGGUUUACUGAACCCAACCAAGCAUCAGAGAUAGCACGGUCUGUUGAACCGAUCAUUAAAGUACAACCUCCCUCUCCUUUUCCAGCAGGUAUACGUAAGAGCCCCCAAACUGCUGAGGACAUUCAACAAACCAUGGCCCAAAGUGCAGCAUCUUCAGCUGAAUCAGCAAUGAGGAGACCUCAGUCUGUCUCAGAAAAGCAUACCAUAAAACCACACCUUCAAGAAUCUCAUAGUGAGAAAUUUAAGGACAAAGAAUAUGUUGAUUCAGAGUUAGUACAGUUGAAUAAAACUGCCUCUAACAGCAACAAUCUGGCUGCAAAUAUAACUGAUGAACAAAAAGAGCAAAGCUUAAAAAGAUCAAAAGGAAAUCAAGAAAUUUACAGUCAUGAAAAGCAGAACGAGGCAGCUAAUUACCAAAACGUUGAUUACACAUUGCCUAGUCAGGAAGAGUCUAAUGUAACAGAUGAGAUUAAAGGUGAUUACAUGAGGCAUACAGGGGCAUCUUAUGUUGAUAUUUGUAGUGGCAGCCUAGAUAUUGAUUCUAUUCCAAUUGUUAUUGGGCAAACAGGAGAAACAUUUAAACCAGAAAUAUGUAUUUAUGAUGACACAGAGGAAGAUGAUGCUGAGGAGGAACCUCCUAAGACUGAGUCUAGAGGAGUUACAGCAAAAGCAGAGACAGACACCUGGAAUUCAAUGCGAGAAGAUGAUGAUGCAUUUGCAGCAAGAGUCAAAGAGGAAGAGCAAAAGAUCUUGGGUCUGGUUGUAGAACGGCAUUCCCAAGGGGCGACUCCAGACACAACACCAGCAAGGACACCAACUGAGGAGGGUACACCAACAAGUGAACAAAAUCCUUUCCUCUUCCAAGAGGGAAAACUUUUUGAGAUGACAAGAAGUGGUGCGAUAGACAUGACAAAAAGGAGUUACGAGGAGGAAGGCUUUGCAUUUUACCAAAUAGAGCAACCUAUUGAAGAGGGCAUAGCUGAAGAAGGAGGGAGUGGACCUGGUAGGGCAGGGAAUGAGGAUGAGAAUGAGGUUGGUUGUAACCUCUCUUUGCAGAUAAAAGCAGAGGAGGAUAAUGACCUCUCUAAAGAGGCUGCAGAUUUAUCUGUACAUUCUCCUACUGAGGUUAAUCUGGCUGCAGCUACAAAGUCAGAUGUUUUAAAGUCUAAAACCCCCAUUACAUUGGGUGUUCCUGUAUCAACCAAAACCUCAGAGGAGGAUCAAAGAAUGCCAGAAACAGCAGAGAUUAAAUCAGACAAAGUAAUGAGUGAGGGACAGUUAAUAUCUGAUCCUGGUUACACUGAUACGGUCAUAGCCAAUGUUCAGACAGCAAUGUCAACUACUACUAGGUCAGUUCAUUCCCAACAGGACCAAGAGUUCUCAGAUUCCUCCCCAGAGGAUCAGCACUCAGUUAUAGAACAAACCAAAAUCAUAGAAAAGACAGAAUCUAAAAGUAAACUUGUCUCUAAAAGUUAUACUGCAACCUCUCAAACAUCUACGACUAGAAAAGAUAUGUCCACCUCCAAAGAGGAGGAGAAACCAAAAUCCCGAAUCCCUGUUAAGGCCAGCUCCCUCAGGUCUGAAAGUGUAGAACUUUCCAAGGAUAAGAAGUCGAAGUUGCCCAUAAAACCUCAAUCGAGGAGAAAAUCUGAGACAGACACAGGCCCACCCAUAACCUCAAGUUUAACAAAGUCUUCCAAAGCCAAGAGCUUCUGUGAAAGCGAUUCCACCAAGAAACCAACAAAAAAGGACCAGAGACGUCCAACAAGCACUGACCUAUCCAGCACAACUAAGACACUUCCUUCAAGACUACCAGUCAGGGGAAAGCCUGGUCAGCCAAUUCAAACUUCCACACCAGCAAAACAAAAAAAGUCCCGGCCCACUGACACAAACAAACAAUCUGUUGCAUUUUGUGAAGAGAUUAGUCAUGAGGCAGCUAAGGUAGUGGAGAGUUUGGCUCAGGCAGAGAAAGACAAACAGGGGGCUGCUGCCUUAUCUGAUGAUAAAAGCAUCACCAUCGAUGCCUCAGUAAUAGAGAGUGAACCUUUCCUUGACAUGCAAAUGCCUUUCCCUGAGGAUUCCUUGGUCAUUAGGCCCAGAUGGGACAACCCUGUUGAGACGCAGAUGGAACGAAUCCCUGCUGAUAAAGUCCGAAGUCAAGUAGAUCCACAGGAUGAGGCUGACAGGAAAGAAGCACGCCUGGCUGUAAUAGCAGACCACCUUGGUUUCAGCUGGUCAGAAUUGGCUCAAGAACUUGAAUUCAGUGAGAUACAGAUCAAACAGAUAAGAAAUGAGAAUCCAAAUUCUCUACAAGACCAAAGCCAUGCACUCAUAAGGCUAUGGAAAGAAAGAGAGGGCAAAAACACUGCAGCAGAGAACACUUUGAUGAAGACACUUACAAAAAUAAAUCGCAUGGACAUUGUGCAUCUCAUUGAAACAAAAAUCAUCCAGUCCAGUCAAGACCAGUCAUCACACACCUACGCCGAAAUUGAGCAAACCAUAUCAUUGGAUCAUAGUGAAGGUUUUUCAGCGCUUCAGGAGGAUAUGGACAGCCCCAGGCCGGGUCGCGCUGAGCAAAGAGGGUCAGAACCUGGGCCUCUGGUGGCAUCUGUUGAGGAUCUCUCCUGCAAUGUGUCUUCCCUCAUUGAUUCCCAGAAAGAGAGGUUGUUGACAGACAAAGAGAUGGGUUCAGAGGUGGUCAGGGCCCCAACACAUAGUUCUUUUGAUAUGGCUGGACUGCAGAAACAAUUUCCAGGCACUAUCAAACAAGGUGACGAGAUGCCCGAAAUCCCUCCUCAGACAGUGACAGAAGAGCAAUACACUGAUGAGUUUGGAAACAUGGUGGUCAAAAAGAUAACAAGGAAAGUCAUCCGUAAGUAUGUGUCCGCAGACGGAGUAGAGCGAGAGGAAGUGAUGUUGGAGGGACCGCAGCAGGAAGCUGUCGCUGUGGACGAGGCUGACGGUUUCUCUAAAGUUGUGAAGAGGACAGUGGUGAAGAGCGGGGGAGAUCAGACCGAGGUGACCUUCUCUGAACCUUCUUCUUACAUUGGUGCGACAGCUUCUGAGUUCGAAGAAGAGCCCGCCCAAGGUCGAAAGGUCAGCAAGGUCGUCAAAACCAUGGUAGUGCAAGGUGAACGGAUGGAAAAACUAAUCGGAGACCCUUCACUCUCAUCGGAUCUCCCGUCAGCCAAGGACGACUUUGAAAAGGCUUUGAGCUAUGUAGGAAGCUUUGGGAAAGUGCACCUGCCUCAUUUAGUUGAGAGAGAGACGGUGAAAGAGGAUGGAUCAGUGGUCAGAAGGACCCGCAUGCAUAAGACGCGCACCCAGAAACAAACGGUAGUGACGGACGGCCAAACCAAACAAACACACCUGGAACGGCUGGAGGACGCCCCGGACACCCUGCGACCCGACGACCUGCAGCGACACCUGCACCAGCUGCUUCAGCGCUACUGUACGCCCGAACCCACCGAAGACCCGGACGCGCCAGAGCAGGACAAACAAUAAACCGCCGCGGGCUUUACCACAGACUUCUGCAGGCCUUUCUACACGCAGAAUAAUUCUUCACCGGAUCCCAUUUUAUCCUUUAUUAUUUAUUAUUGCUCGAUCUUCUCAUUCAUGGCAAAUAAUGUAAACAUUUUAACUGCUCCAUGGCUGAAUGUCUUUCUUAUUUUCCUGACUGAAUUUAUUUUCUCAUUUUGUGACCAAAGAUAGUGUUUCCUUCUGAAUUGCGGAGUGAACUGUAUGAAAACAUAGAUGUUUUGUGUGUGUGAGUGUGUGUCAUUUUGGUUGCGGUGUUAUUGUAGAAGCAGAACUAAACAUAAAGAAGAGUCGGUUUGGACGCUGAGCUCAACAGACAUUUGUAAAUACUGGACUUAUACUCUUUUGUCUCCUGUAUCUGCUGUACAACUGCAUCGAUGGACUGCUGUAUAAUUAAAACAUCUCAGAUGACUCGCUUAAAAUCUCACUGCAGACCUGAUCAAAUAUCAUCUGAAUAUCUCUGGGCAUGUGAGUUUGUAACCACAGUUAACCAAGUGCAAGCAAUCAGAUAUCUGAAAUAACCGGCUAUGUAUUUAUACUGAGAUUUAAAAACAAAGAAUAAAUAUCAUGCUGUAGUCUUUCUUAAUCCCAGAACGCUUCUGAAUGGUUUUUAUUUAGAUUGAGAAUAUAUUCGGUGGAUGAAAUUGCUUGUUUUUUCAUCAAGAAUGCUGUCAUUAAACAUCCAGUUAUUCUGUCAUUUAUUUGUUUUGGUGUACGAGCCCUAACAUUGUGUGUGUGUGUGUGUGUGUGUGUGUUCUCAGAUCUCCUGUGUGACAAUACAGCAACAUCUGUGUUUAUUGGAAACUCACUAUAAUGGGUGAAUGAAUGAAUUUUUAAUUCCAUCCCAUUUUCCGUCUUGUCCCAUGUUUUAAAGUAUGGCUGAAUGUAUGAUUUGAAUCUGCUCGACUUGUAUCUCUACAGCAGAGCGGGAGGACGAGUGAUUCAACAUUUGGCAGUUUUGUUCAUACUCCCCUCUGCUGUUGCAACGAUGUAAAAUAAAAAAUGAAACGUUAA